Zea mays is the source of this 995-nucleotide messenger RNA. RefSeq lists its product as uncharacterized. The transcript is spliced from 7 exons. The record is from RefSeq and is marked provisional. Gene Ontology annotation, molecular function: GTPase activity; GTP binding. Bases 155 to 769 code for a protein of 204 amino acids. Lineage: Eukaryota; Viridiplantae; Streptophyta; Magnoliopsida; Poales; Poaceae.
CCACGCGGAACGGCAACAGCAAGCUGCCUCUCUCCCUUGCGCGCGCGUGAUUUCAUCUUCGUCCGAUCCCAUCCCACCCCACCCCACCUCACCGGAGCCCCUCUCCCCCUAACUCCUCCGGCAGCUGCUCCGAUCCCGAACCGUGAUUCGCUCGAUGGCGGCAACCGCGGGCGGCAACAAGAUCCGCAACGCCAAGCUGGUUCUUCUUGGGGACGUGGGCGCCGGCAAGUCCAGCCUGGUCCUCCGGUUUGUGAAAGGCCAGUUCGUCGAGUUCCAGGAAUCCACCAUCGGCGCGGCUUUCUUCUCGCAGACCCUGGCGGUGAACGACGAGACGGUCAAGUUCGAGAUAUGGGACACGGCGGGGCAGGAGCGGUACCACAGCUUGGCUCCCAUGUAUUACCGGGGCGCUGCGGCUGCCAUAGUUGUCUACGACAUCACGAACGCGGCCUCUUUUACGCGUGCGAAGAAAUGGGUUCAAGAACUUCAAGCACAAGGAAACUCGAAUACAAUAGUGGCUCUUGCCGGGAACAAGGCUGAUUUGUUAGAUACGAGGCAGGUGUCAGCAGAUGAAGCAAAGGCGUAUGCUCAAGAGAAUGGUCUCUUCUUCAUGGAAACUUCUGCCAAAACAGCUACCAAUGUGAACGACGUGUUCUAUGAGAUUGCGAAGAAACUGCUUCAAGGGCAGCAGGUUCAGAACCCACAAGGCGGGAUGGUUCUCAACCAGAGACCACCUGAGAGGAUGGUGAGCUCUUCUUCCUGCUGUGCGUGAAGCGCAAGAUGGAAGUGUGGAUCACAUGUUCCAUGGCCUGGACUCCAGGAGUAUUAGGUGCGCGGAGGCGGGGAAGAAUGUUGCCGAAUCUUGUGAAGUGGUUGCCAUCCCAGUUGCUGAAAUCCUGUACUUUUCACUGCUUGUUCGUUGCCGUGUUCCUUGUAAAUGUGAAUACUUAUUACUUUGGAGACUCACGUCACGUGUUCUUACGGUGCAUGAUCGUGCU